AGAGGACCAGGGAAGGGGGUGGAGCGAAGGAGGGGUGUGCACAGAGGCAACUUAAGAGCAGCUUCUCCAAGCACACUCAGAGCUCAAGAACACACUUCAGCUGUCCCACAACAGCUCUGCCCUCCGGACAUCCGUGGCUGCCUUCACCAUGGACAGUAUGAGCACAGCCAUCCUGCUCCUGCUCCUGGCUCUCAUCUGCCUCUUCCUGACGCACAGCUCAAGAGGCAAAGGGAAACUGCCCCCAGGACCCAGACCCCUCCCGCUCCUGGGAAACCUGCUGCAGCUUCGCUCCCAAGACUUGCUGACCUCCCUCACCAAGCUGAGCAAGAAGUAUGGCUCCGUAUACACAGUGUACCUGGGGCCCAGGCGGGUGGUAGUCCUCAGCGGGUACGAAGCUGUGAAGGAAGCCCUUGUGGAUCAAGGGGAGGAGUUCAGCGGCCGAGGCAAAUACCCUGUUUUUUUCAACUUCACUAAGGGCAAUGGCAUUGCCUUCUCCAAUGGCGAACGAUGGAAGGUCCUGAGAAGGUUCUCUGUCCAGAUUCUGCGGAACUUCGGGAUGGGUAAGAGGAGCAUUGAGGAGCGGAUCCUGGAGGAAGGCGGCUUUCUGCUGGAGGAACUGCGGAAAACUGAAGGUGAGCCCUUCAACCCCUUGUUUAUGCUGAGUCGCUCGGUGUCCAACAUUAUCUGUUCGGUGAUCUUCGGCAAACGUUUUGACUACGACGAUGAGCGUCUGCUCACCAUCAUCCACGUCAUCAACGACAACUUUCAAAUCAUGAGCAGCCCCUGGGGCGAGCUGUACAACCUCUUCCCGAGCCUCCUGGACUGGGUGCCUGGGCCGCACCAACGCAUCUUCCAGAACUUCGGGAACCUGAGAGAUCUCAUCUCCUGCAGCGUCCGCGAACACCAGGCCACCCUAGACCCCAACUCUCCCCGGGACUUCAUAGAUUGCUUCCUCACCAAAAUAGCACAGGAGAAAGAGAACCCGCUGAGCCACUUCCAUAUGGACACCCUGUUGAUGACCACACAAAACCUGAUCUUCGGAGGCACAGAGACGGUGGGCACCACGCUGCGCCACGCCUUCCUCGCCCUCAUGAAAUACCCCAAAAUUCAAGCCCGCGUGCAGGAGGAGAUUGACCGCGUGGUGGGACGCUCCCGGCUGCCCACCCUGGAGGACCGCGCAGCCAUGCCGUACACAGAUGCGGUGAUACACGAGGUGCAGCGUUUCGCAGAUGUCAUCCCGAUGAACUUGCCGCACCGCGUCAUUCGGGACACCGCCUUCCGCGGCUUCCUGAUACCUGAGGGCACAGAUAUCAUCACCCUCCUUAACACGGUGCACUAUGACCCCAGCCAGUUCCUGAAACCCCAGGAAUUCAAUCCCGAGCAUUUCCUAGAUGCCAAUCAGUCUUUCAAGAAGAGCCCUGCCUUCAUGCCCUUUUCAGCUGGGCGCCGACUGUGUCUCGGAGAAUCGCUGGCACGCAUGGAGCUCUUCCUCUACCUCACCGCCAUCCUCCAGAGCUUCUCGUUGCAGCCGCUGGGGGAACCCGAGGACAUCGACCUGACCCCAUUGGGGUCAGGUCUGGGUAAUUUGCCACGGCCUUUCCAGCUCCGCCUGCUGGAGCGCUGAGCCCUCGGCCCUUCACGAUUAGCCUGUAAGCGCCAGGCCCGCGCCCACGAGUUGCUCCGUUUGUUGGCAUAACCACAGCCAUCUUCCUUUCCCCACCCCGACUUUAUGAAUACUGUUCUUAUUCUCUAGGAAUAGAAACUUGCCGGUCUCUAUUGUCUCCUUGAGAGAUAAAGACUUGCUGGUCUCUGUCCUCUCCUUGAGAGAUAAAUACUUGCCCAUCUCUGUUCCCAAGAAACAGUAACUUGCCUUCCGCAAAAUCAGGUGAUGCUUGCUAUGCCAGUCGCAAGGGCUAAACCGGCCCCUAAGGGGCGGCCAUGAUUCUGAUCUAUAAAAGGUAAUCCUCAAGAGGGAGUUGUUGCUGCUCUUUCUCUCUCUGCGCCAAGCAGCCUGUCAGGGGCCCCACAAUAAAUCUGCUUCUGCCUCUGUC
Messenger RNA from Marmota monax (woodchuck), 2051 nucleotides. RefSeq names its product cytochrome P450 2F5. The record is from RefSeq and is a predicted model, not a curated record. Gene Ontology annotation, molecular function: oxidoreductase activity, acting on paired donors, with incorporation or reduction of molecular oxygen, reduced flavin or flavoprotein as one donor, and incorporation of one atom of oxygen; heme binding; iron ion binding. Bases 149 to 1624 code for a protein of 491 amino acids. The transcript is spliced from 10 exons. Gene Ontology annotation, cellular component: cytoplasm; intracellular membrane-bounded organelle. Lineage: Eukaryota; Metazoa; Chordata; Mammalia; Rodentia; Sciuridae. Gene Ontology annotation, biological process: xenobiotic metabolic process.